AUGACUUCGGCCGACCUUCACACCGCGCUCUUGCGCCCGGCGGUUCUUCAAAUCCUUCGCGCUGCUGGCUUCAGCUCUGCGCGACCUGUUGUAAUCGACACCGUCACCGAUCUCGCAGCUCGCUAUCUUCUCUUAUUGGCGUCUUCUACCGCUCAGAAUGCCUUCAAUCUGCACAACACUUUCGUACCGACUGUUCAGGAUGUGAGGCUUGCGUUGACCCAGGCCGGAGCGCUGGCGCCCCAGAUGAACACCGUGGAGGAGGGUUUGAGAGGCGAUGUGGAGAUCGUGGAAGGGGUAUGGGUCCCGUUCGAAGAUUUACGAGGAGUCGAGGCGUUUGUGAAUUGGGCGUACGGGCCGGUCAAUAAGGAGAUCAGGAGAAUUGCAGGCUUCGGUGAUGAUGUGAAUGUGGAGGAGAUUGCGGCAGGUUUGGACGAGCAGGAAGAUUAUCUAUCUGUAUUGAAAAAGCGCCACAGCAAAACCGGCGAAGAAGUUCGCUACCAAGGUACUGUUCUCGGCAAGGAUACAGAAUUACUACCCGUGUCAAUCGUCGGCGGCCCUGCGGCUUCAGUUGCAGAAUGGGCGCGUCAGUCCUUGGCCAACACGCGCAUUUCUUCCAGCAUGCGCCCUGGACAAGAAGAGAGUGCAACUCCAGCGACGUCCGGCAUUAGCAGUGCACCACUUACUCCUAUUGAGUCCGAAUGA
Cladophialophora psammophila CBS 110553 is the source of this 702-nucleotide messenger RNA. RefSeq lists its product as uncharacterized. The record is from RefSeq and is a predicted model, not a curated record. Lineage: Eukaryota; Fungi; Ascomycota; Eurotiomycetes; Chaetothyriales; Herpotrichiellaceae. The transcript is spliced from 2 exons. Gene Ontology annotation, molecular function: protein heterodimerization activity. Bases 1 to 702 code for a protein of 233 amino acids.